Messenger RNA from Oldenlandia corymbosa var. corymbosa, 1979 nucleotides. The record is from the annotation of a GenBank genome assembly. Lineage: Eukaryota; Viridiplantae; Streptophyta; Magnoliopsida; Gentianales; Rubiaceae.
GCCUGUCAAAUCUUUCUUUAUCCUAAGCCAAUUCUACAGAUAAACUAAAAAGUUGUUUAGUGAAAGAAGCAGAAAUAUUUAUCUAUUUAUGGACUUCAUUUGUGUAGUUAGAAACUCACCAAAAAGCUGCAUUUGACUUCUCUCUUUCUUCAAGGCCGCAAAUACAAACUUGAACUGAACCUUAAAAUUUGAUCUCUCUUUCUUGAUUUUAGCCUAUCCAGUAGUUAGUAGCUAGCUAGGGAUACACAAAGAUGGGAUCAUCCCUUAAUCAACAACUCUUCAGGAUGCUUGCUUGCUCAAGGUCAUCUUCAUCAUCAACAGCAGGAAGAUCCAAAUCCCAUGGUAGAGAUAUGUUCCUAAGGUUUCCUGUUAGAUCAUACUCGAGAUUCAGGUGCGUUUCAGAACCAUGGCUUCCGUUGGUUACAGGUUCUGGAUUCAUGGAAUCCAGUGUCAAGGCUUCAAAUGGUCUUGAAAUGGCUGAUGAUUAUACCAAUCAUAAUCUUCUUUUGGCCUCAACGGAUCCCUUUGUUAUCAAUAUGUAUUCUUGUUCUCUUCACUCUGUAUUACACAAUUUCCCUGUGAAUAUGUUUGAUGUAGAGCCUCCUAAGCGAGCUGGAUACCCUUCAUUAUACCUUAUGGGAAGCUGCAAAGGGAUCCUUUGUGUUCUUGAGGGUUGCGAGGAUAUCAUCCUAUGGAAUCCUACCAUCGGACACUUGAAGAAGCUACCUAAUUCUGGCAUCAAUCAUCACAGUUAUAAGAUUUCUACCCGCGGUUUUGGCUACGAUGAGUUGAAUGAUGAUUUCAAAGUGGUAGAAAUAUGCUGCUAUGCCCGUCUUGGGAUUAACCGCGAGACGAUAGUCAAUGUAUAUAGUUUAAAGUCUAAUUCAUGGAGAAGGAUUAAGGACUAUGAAGGUGGAAUUAUAUCGUGUUCUCCAGGCGUGUUUCUCAAUGGAGUCCUCCACUGGCCAGCAACUCAUAAAGACGGUUUAAAUACUGAUUGGAGCAUUUUGUCGCUGGAUGUGUCAGCUGAGACACAUGGGACAACACUGAUGCUACCUCAAUGCGAAAAUGGUUUUGAUGAUCUGAGACUCGGAGUUCUCAAAGGUCGUCUCUGCGUGUUUUGCAAUUACUAUCGACAUGAAAUGCAUGUGUGGAUGAUGAAAGAGUAUGGAAGCAAUAAAUCUUGGUGUAAGUUUGCUUCAAUCCCUUACUCCCAAAACAUUCCAGGUCGGAUAUUGCCAUUGUGUGUGUCGAAAUCUGGUGAAAUUUUAGUGAAGUAUGGUGAUUCACUGAUGUUGUUUAAUAAGGCAGAUGAUAGUUUCACAGAAACGGAAGUCAAAAUGGAUGAUCCUGCAUCCCUAUAUGAAGUUGCAACUUACACUGAGACCUUUGUUUCCCCUUACCUUUAUGAUGAUGUAAAGGACCAAAUUUGAUAUAGCAAGUGAUUGAAAUGAUAUUAGGUUUCUGCGAGAAUUUUGCUCUCCUGAUGUACAUCUUUACAGGCUUCUGAAGCACUAGCCGUGCUUGUUGAUUGAGUUUUGGUUACAAUAAGCUGAAUGAUAAGUACAAAGCAGAGAAAAUAUGCUGCUAUGAUCAUCUAAGGAUUAACCAUAAGAGCAUUGUAAUUUGUAAAUGUGUUUAGUUUGAGGUCUGGGAACUCAUAGUAUUGUAAGAGGACAUCUUUCUACACUUUGCAAGUACUAUCAACAUAGAAUGGGUGUUUGGAUGGAUAUUGUAAGACUGAAUCUUGAUUGAAAUUUGCUUGGAUUCCUUAUUAGCUGCGAAUUCAAUGAUUCUCACCAUUGUUUUGUGUCAAAAUACAAAUGAAGCCCUGUAUCCAGUAUAAUUUAUUUAAAGCAAUAGGCAAAUUUACCCUCGUAAUAUCCUUUGUAACCACCAAUAUAAUUUAUCCGAGACCAUUUGGUUUCUGACGCUUGAUUCUCGGUUAACUAGAAAGGAUAUUACAAGGAUAAGUUAAC